GGGGGCGGUGGCUCGCUCUGAGGCGGCUGCGAGCGGCUCGCGGCGCGCGGCGCGCGUGGGUCCUGCCGCGGCUUCGGGGCCGUGCGGGCGCCGAGGACAGGGGUCGGCGCGUUCCGCAGCGCCUUCCUCCCGCGGCCGGCCGUCGUCUGGCCGGCUCCCGGGCGCAGCCUCGCGCGGGGCCGGCUGGAACCGCUCCUCGGGUCGGACGAUGCCCAGGAAACUGCUGCUGCUGCCCCCGCUCUGCGUGUCCUCGGCUCUCCGCGCCCCGCGAGCUCGCCCCGCAGCCCCGCCGGCCAUGAACGCCGCUCGCACCGGCUACCGAGUCUUCUCGGCCAACUCCACGGCCGCCUGCACCGAGCUGGCCAAGCGCAUCACCGAGCGUCUGGGGGCUGAGCUGGGCAAGUCUGUCGUGUACCAAGAGACCAACGGAGAAACGCGAGUUGAAAUCAAAGAAUCUGUUCGUGGCCAAGAUGUUUUCAUUAUCCAGACCAUUCCCAGAGAUGUGAAUACGGCUGUGAUGGAGUUACUGAUCAUGGCUUCCGCCCUGAAGACGGCCUGUGCCCGGAACAUCAUUGGCGUCAUCCCCUACUUCCCCUACAGCAAGCAGAGCAAGAUGAGGAAGAGGGGCUCCAUCGUGUGCAAGCUCCUGGCCUCGAUGCUGGCCAAGGCUGGUUUAACACACAUCAUCACCAUGGACCUUCAUCAGAAGGAGAUCCAGGGCUUCUUCAGCUUUCCCGUGGACAACCUGCGAGCCUCGCCUUUCCUGCUCCAGUACAUCCAGGAAGAGAUUCCAAAUUACAGAAAUGCAGUCAUUGUGGCUAAGUCUCCUGAUGCUGCAAAGAGGGCCCAGUCCUAUGCCGAGAGACUGCGUCUGGGUUUAGCUGUGAUCCACGGAGAGGCUCAGUGCACGGAGCUGGACAUGGACGAUGGCCGCCACUCCCCGCCCAUGGUCAAGAACGCCACUGUGCACCCAGGCCUGGAGCUGCCCUUGAUGAUGGCCAAGGAGAAGCCGCCCAUCACCGUGGUCGGGGAUGUCGGAGGACGCAUCGCCAUCAUAGUGGAUGACAUCAUUGAUGACGUGGAGAGCUUCGUUGCCGCUGCGGAGAUCCUGAAGGAAAGAGGUGCUUACAAGAUCUACGUGAUGGCCACGCAUGGCAUCCUGUCUGCCGACGCUCCCCGCCUCAUUGAGGAGUCCUCCAUCGAUGAGGUGGUGGUGACCAAUACGGUGCCCCAUGAGAUCCAGAAGCUGCAGUGCCCCAAGAUCAAGACCGUGGACAUCAGCCUCAUUCUGGCGGAAGCAAUUCGGAGGAUCCACAAUGGCGAGUCUAUGGCCUACCUGUUCAGAAACAUCACCGUGGACGACUAGCCCGCCCUAGCUGGGGACCCCUCCACAGGGCACACGUGUGCCACAGUGCUGGUAGCCGCCACGCGCAUCUCCCAGCAAGGGGUGCUGGGGUG
Messenger RNA from Ochotona princeps (American pika), 1458 nucleotides. It is a transcript of the gene PRPSAP1, whose product is annotated as phosphoribosyl pyrophosphate synthetase associated protein 1. Gene Ontology annotation, molecular function: ribose phosphate diphosphokinase activity; magnesium ion binding. Gene Ontology annotation, biological process: 5-phosphoribose 1-diphosphate biosynthetic process; purine nucleotide biosynthetic process. The coding region runs from base 209 to 1366 and encodes 385 amino acids. The transcript has 10 exons. Gene Ontology annotation, cellular component: cytoplasm; ribose phosphate diphosphokinase complex. The record is from RefSeq and is a predicted model, not a curated record. Lineage: Eukaryota; Metazoa; Chordata; Mammalia; Lagomorpha; Ochotonidae.